CUUCCACCCAUUUCCCUGGUUAUGUUUUAGAGGUCCUAACAAUGACACAAACAAAAGACAAGCACUACUGGACCCAGCUGAGGUCGGCCUUGACCAGCGGAGCAUGGGGUUCAUCUGCACCUGCUAAAGCGUACAACGGCACACCCACGUCCUGGCCAGAACUCUUCCGUAAAUUCAAUAAACACAACCAUGGCUUCACCGAGGUCGUCGAGAUCGCGUCUCAGACGCAGGCACUCGCGCUGCAGAUUGCUGGAGGAACGGCAGACACGGACUUGGACGGCGAGGCACGACGGCGGAGUGGGCCACUCGCGCUGGACGAGGAGUGCAUCGUGGACGAGGGCAGGAGGGACGAAGCCAGGGCUGGCUUCGAGACGCUGAAGAAGCUGGAAGCAGGCUCGCCCAAGUCGGACUCGUUGAAACUUGCGCUAGCGUACUAUGCGUACGCGCUCGGACAGCCCGAAGAAUGUGUCCAGUAUAUUCUUCAGGUGCGGGAUUUGGCCGAUUACCAGAGUCGAAUGGACCCGGCCUCAUCUGUCAGGACGACGUCGACGCUUCAGGUGCCGCCUUCGGUGACUGCGACCACGACCAGCUCCACGGCCUCGUUCACCGGCAGCUUCGUCACCUCGGACUCGACGACUACGAUUGCGGACAUCAACGAUGGAAAGGCAUGGGCCAUGACCGAGCUUUUCCGCUCCGUCUGUCUGCAAGGAAUGUCCUACGAGAAAACGGGCUCCUCGCCACAAACGAUCCUCCAAACCUACCUUCCCGCCACCCAACUCCUCCCCGCCCUCGAAGCCGACAUCUCUCGCGUAUCCCCCUCCAACCCAUCCAACCCCGCCUCAGGCCACGGCCAUGGCCGCCUCGACGUGCCCUCCUUCACGCGCUACCGCGAGCUCUGGCGCUGGGUCGAACGACUCCUCUGGCGCGCCAUCAUCAUCGCCUCACACUCCUGUCCCCUCGGUUCCCCCGACGAACAGAUCCUCUUCCAAUUAUUCACGCAAUAUCAGAGCUGUAGUGCCCGAUGGCCACCGUCGUUUCGUUCUGAGCAUCGUUCGACCGUGUCGACGUUACAUCUUCGCGCUCUCAUCAUCCGCAGCCGUUUACCGGGCUCUGCACCGUUAUCUUCUUCCUCCGCCGCAUCCGUCAGGACGACGAGCUCGCAGGAGACGGUUGCGUGGUUGCCUAUCGCACGUCGGGUGGUGAGGGAUUAUAGGGACGUCUUGACUGCGUGUACGCAGUUCCCAAAGGCGGGGACGCGGAACGUGAAGGUAGAGGAGUUUGUCGAUCUUUGUGUGGCGGUUUGGGAAGCUAGUGGCGCCGCGGGGGAACAUGCAGGUUGGGUCAUCGACGUCCUAUGGUGGGCCACACGCCUCACAUUCAACUCCUAUCGCAUAUUCCGACACAUGUCCCGUCUCUUUGCUGCCGCGGGCGACCCUGAACUCGCGAAACGGACGCUGAGGCUAUACGCCACCGUCGUCGAAAAAGCGCGCGAAGCAGGAGAACAAUCGGUCGCAGACGCUGACACAGAUGAGAACUGGGUGAUGACGCUCGUGGACGGGUCGAGGAUGCUGUGUAGGCUUGCGUUGGCGGAGGAGUCGGGGCGGGAUGUGAGGGGGAUCGAGGAUGUGAGGGAGGCGGGGAAGAUGAUUAGUAAGGCGAAGGGGAGGUUAAGGGAGGGUGACGGUGACGGUGAGAGGGAGAGGGAGUUGAGGGGGAGCGUGAUGUUGGCGGAGGGCGUCUGGGAGACUGUUAUGGCGAUCAAAGAGCAGGAUCACCUCACUCGACCCGAACGCCUCACAAACGCACUCACCCUCUUCGAAUCCUCAAUUUCCACUCAUCCCACAGCACAGGGCUAUUACCACCUCGCCCUCGCGCUUUCACAAGCCAUACCCAACCGCGACCUCGACCGGGCCAUCGAAUGCGCGCGUGCGGCCGUCGAGGCGGAACCGACGGAGAUGCGGUACUGGCAUUUAUUGGGUCUGUUGUUGGUCAUGGCGGAGGAUUGGAGGGGGGCGAAUACGGUGUUGGAGGUGGGGGCGCAGAUUGGGGAGGAGGGAGAGGUGUUUGGAGGAGGGGGUGGGGGUGGGGGGGUUGCUGCUGCUGCGGUGAAUGAACAUGUGCUAGGGAACGGGAAUGGGAAUGAGGAGGCAGAUGGGACUACCACUUACACCACGGCCACGGAGUCGAGCACGAUCGAAACGAACGGGGGAGAGACUAGCACUCCCAGUGAAGCGGAAUCCACCGCCACCGCCACUCCAACCUCACAUCUUCCAACGAAUCAACCAACUCGACCUCCCGAACCCACAGCCACGUCCAUACCCCUUCUAGACCCCAAAGCAACUGAUAUACCCCGCGCGAGCUCGCUACUAGCUCCCCUGAAAGGCCAUCCGACACCUUCGAGGAUGGAGCGGUUCGAGCAGGCGGUGCAGUUAAGGAUGACGGAGUUGGCGCUGGCGGAGCUGAGAGAGGGAGCGGAGGGCGCGGGGGAGAAGUGGGUGGAGGUGUUUGGGUGGUUUGCGGAGAGGAAGGGGAUGGUGAGGGAGCAUCAGCAGAGCCAGCGAACCUCGAUCGAUACGACGAGGCGGUCUGUGGAUAUUAAUAUUAAGAUCCAGACCGAGGGGUCGGAACAUCAUCAGCAUGAUACGGCGCACCAGACAAGCGAUACGUAUCCUGGACCCGCGCUUACCAUCACCGUCGCCUCACCAGGACAAGCGGACGGUCAAAUCGUAGCGGUCGAUGGCUCUGAGCGACCUUCGAUAGGGACGGACAGGCCGUCACUGGAUGGAAGUGUAGGUUCGAAGGACACGACGAAGGAGAAGGGCAACGCGGGGAAGAAGAUGCAGAAGAUGUUGAAGAAUGGGGUGCAUCAGAGUCAUAGGCGGAUUACGACGAUUAGCAAGAGGAUCGGACAUGGGGUGCAGAAGGGCGGGAAUUUGAGGAGGCCGAAUUCGACGCCCAACUUCCAGUCGUUGCUCAGCCAACAGUAUCAAGCCUCUUCAAUCCACUCACGUCGGCAGUUCAGUCCGUUCGCGUCCACGCAGGACGUCACUAGGCCAGAAUCUCCUCCGCCACCGCCACCGCCACAAUCUGUGCCUCCGCGCGAUCGCGGAGAACGUUCGAAGAGAGAGCGAAGGAUGUUGAGCGAUUUGUGGUUGAUGAGUGCCGCGACGUUUCGGAGAUCGGGGAAGAUUGAACAGGCGAGGGGUGCGAUCCAGGAAGCUGAAGUUCGAGACGACGAAAAUCCUGGAGUAUGGGUCCAGCUCGGCCUAUACCACAUGGCCCUCAACCACCCACAACGCGCCAUUCAAGCCUUCCAAAAAGCCCUCUUCAUCUCACCCGACCACAUCCCCGCCACGAUCCAUCUCUGUCAAGUCUACCUCGGGCUCUACACCCCCUCGGGUUUCGAGCCCAACACCACCCACCCUGCCCCGAAACGCGACAACAUCGACCUCGCGGCGGGGCUGCUUUCGGACCUGACGAAGGGAGUGGGCUGGGACUGUGCGGAGGCGUGGUACUUUUUGGGGAGGGCGAAUGGGCUGAGGGGGAUGAGGGAGAGGGAGAGGGAGUGUUUGAGUUAUGCGUUGGGGUUGGCUGAGGGGAGGCCGUUGAGGGAUUUGGGUGUUGCGGUGGGGUGGUGUUUGUGAUGAGGGUGUCGGUGAUGGGAUGGACAGUCUGCUCAACUUACAGCAACAAAUUAUUGAGAUACCCUUAUACAGCAUCGCCUCAUGUCGCGUUGAUUACUGAACGAUCAAUAUUUUAAUGUUCGUAAAGAC
Molecule: messenger RNA, 3773 nt
Organism: Stereum hirsutum FP-91666 SS1
Lineage: Eukaryota; Fungi; Basidiomycota; Agaricomycetes; Russulales; Stereaceae
Exons: 8
Coding region: 42-3644 (1200 amino acids)
Molecular function (GO): protein binding
Source: RefSeq, a predicted model, not a curated record